Molecule: messenger RNA, 1785 nt
Organism: Racocetra persica
Lineage: Eukaryota; Fungi; Glomeromycota; Glomeromycetes; Diversisporales; Gigasporaceae
Source: the annotation of a GenBank genome assembly
AUGUCAUCAGUUUCAAAGCAAAAACGCAUGGCAAAAAAAGCUGCCAAGAGCGGCUCUGCUACCGCCACAAAGGCAACUGCUGAAAGUACCGUCAAUGGUGCUGGAUCAGCAGAUAAAAAAAAUAAAAACUCUACUGCAGCAACUGAUCUAUCUCUUGAUUCGUUAAAGAUCUCUGGCGAGAGGACCGCAAACGGUGUUUUAACAUCACAGCCAAUGGCAAAAGACAUCAAGAUCGAACAAUAUAGUUUGUCUUUCUUUGGUCGUGUGCUAAUUGAAAACGCCACAAUCGAACUCAAUUUUGGAAGACGAUAUGGUCUUGUGGGCCAAAAUGGUAGCGGAAAGAGCACUUUUUUAGAAUCUUUGGCUGCAAGAGAGGUUCCAAUUCCGGAGCAUAUUGAUAUUUAUUUAUUAAAUCAAGAAGCGGACCCGUGUGAUCUCAACGCCAUCGAUUAUGUCAUUCAAGCUGCAAAGGAAGAAAUCAUUCGUCUAGAAAAAGAAGUUGAAGACUUGUUGACAGAAAACGAUGAAGAUCCUAGACUAGAAGAUCUCUAUGACAGAAUUGCAGCUCUUGACGAGUCGACGUUUCAAGCUCGUGCCAGCACUUUACUUCAUGGUCUAGGUUUUUCACAAGCCAUGAUGGCCAAGAAAACUAAAGAUAUGUCUGGUGGAUGGAGAAUGAGAGUUGCUUUGGCAAAAGCCUUAUUUAUUAGGCCCACAUUGUUGUUAUUAGAUGAACCUACCAAUCAUUUGGAUUUGGAAGCUUGUGUGUGGCUUGAAGAAUAUUUGAAAACAUACAAUCGUAUCUUGUUAUUAGUCAGUCAUUCCCAAGAUUUUCUUGACGGUGUAUGCGAUCAAACAAUACAUUUGACCGAAAAAAAGAAAUUAAAUUACUAUGGUGGUGGUUACUCUACUUUCGUGAAAACUAAGGCUGAAUUAGAAGUAAAUCAGAUGAAAGCAUAUCACAAACAGCAAGAUGAAAUUGCUCAUAUCAAGAAAUUCAUUGCUUCUGCUGGUACUUACGCAAAUUUGGUUAGGCAAGCCAAGAGUAAACAAAAGAUUAUAGACAAGAUGGAGGCUGCUGGAUUAAUUGAAAAGGUAGAGACUCCAUCAACAUUCAAGUUCAAAUUCGCAGAUGUUGAAAAACUUCCACCGCCUGUAUUACAGUUUGACCAAGUUUCUUUCUCCUAUAAUGGAAGUACCAACCCAAAAGAUCUCUUAUACAGGGAUCUUGACCUUGCUGUCGAUAUGGAUUCCCGAAUCGCCCUUGUAGGCCCAAAUGGUGAACUUCAGCCCGUCACAGGAAGAAUUUCUCGACAUACAAACUUGAAAUUGGCUAAAUAUAGUCAGCAUAGUGCUGAUCAGCUUGAAAUGGAUUUGAGCCCUAUUCAAUAUAUGAGAAAGAAAUUUUCUCAUAUGAAUGGAGAUGUUGAUUUUUGGCGCAACCAAAUUGGCCGAUACGGUCUUACAGGGGCUCAUCAGACAUCACUGAUCAAAACCCUGAGUGACGGUUUAAAGACUCGAUUAGUUUUUGCAGAAUUGGUAUUGUCCACUCCCGAUAUUGUACUUAUGGAUGAACCUACUAACCAUUUGGAUAUGGAAAGUAUUGAUUCGUUAGCACAGGCUAUUCAAUCAUUUUCCGGAGGAGUAGUAUUAGUAUCUCAUGAUUUUCGUCUUAUAUCCCAAGUUGCGCAAGAUAUACGGUUAUGUAAAGAUAAAACUGUAGUACCAUUUAAAGGGUCUAUUGAAGAUUAUAAAAAGCAACUCCAACGAUCAAUAAAAGUUUGA